AUGACUCCAGAUUCAACACCAGCUGUUCCCGCAACGCAUCGGGUGCUCUUAUUGAACUCGACAAGAGACCCAUACGAUAUUACCGUGGUCGAGCAGCCCACACCACAAGCCGGACCAGGCAGUGCUAUCAUCCAGAUUCUAGGAGCCUCCGUCUUAACAUUUGGCGGGAAAGUCUUCAGUGGCCAAAUUCCCUAUCCAUACCCGACUCCCUUCGUACCUGGUUCCUCCGCCAUCGCUCGAGUUGCCGCAGUCGGUCCAGACGCCACGACGCUGGAAGUGGGCCAGCUGGUCUUUUUCGACUGUUUCAUUCACGGCCGCGACAAUCCAAACUCUUUGAUUCUUCACGGUCUAUAUUCCGGGUUCGAUGCUGGCAGUAACAAACUUAUGGAGAAUGAGUGGCGCAAUAGCACAUAUGCUGAGUACUGCAAAGUGCCGUUAGAGAAUUGUUUCCCGUUGGAUGAGCGAAGACUCCUCGGCAAUCCUGCUGAUGGUGGCUUUGGCUAUAGCACGGCCGACUUGAUGUUCCUUCAUACGAUCUCUAUUCCCAUGGGUGGUCUUCGAGACGUGGGUGUCAGGGCUGGCGAAAAAGUCAUUAUUGCGCCAGCGACUGGGGCCUUUGGCAGUGCGGCUGUCGUUGCUGCACUGGCAAUGGGAGCACAAGUUAUCGCCGUUGGACGAAACCUUGAAGCAUUGGAAAAGAUCAAACUACUCAGCCCGGAAGGAAGAGUCAGGACAGUCCAGAACACCGGUGACGUGGCUCAUGAUGUUCAAGAGUUGACCAAAUUUGGACCCGCCAACGUUUUCUUCGAUAUAUCGCCGGGAGAGGCAGCCAAGAGCACCCACUUUACAAGUUGCAUUCAGGCAUUGGGACGUGGAGGUCGAGUCAGUCUUAUGGGGGCUUUCAUGGAGUUGACUCUGCCUCUCAUGAGUAUGCUGCAGAAUGAUAUUUCUGUCAAGGCCAAAUGGAUGUACACGAAGGAGGAUAUGAGAUACAUCAUCCAGCUAGCUGAGGCUGGGUAUCUGAAACUUGGUCAGGCUGGAGGUAUCCAGACGGCUACUUUGUUUCCACUGGAGCAGUUUGAGGCUGCUUUUGAUGCGGCUGCAAAGACCGGUCCGUGUAUGCAAACCAUUUUCGUUCCUUGA
Messenger RNA from Penicillium subrubescens, 1143 nucleotides. RefSeq lists its product as uncharacterized. NCBI's taxonomy places the organism in Eukaryota, Fungi, Ascomycota, Eurotiomycetes, Eurotiales, Aspergillaceae. Gene Ontology annotation, molecular function: oxidoreductase activity. The transcript has a single exon. Gene Ontology annotation, cellular component: mitochondrion. The record is from RefSeq and is a predicted model, not a curated record. Bases 1 to 1143 code for a protein of 380 amino acids.